Molecule: messenger RNA, 747 nt
Organism: Drosophila novamexicana
Lineage: Eukaryota; Metazoa; Arthropoda; Insecta; Diptera; Drosophilidae
Product: dentin sialophosphoprotein-like
Exons: 1
Coding region: 1-747 (248 amino acids)
Source: RefSeq, a predicted model, not a curated record
AUGCGCACCUCUUCGCUGCUGUUACUCGGACUUCUAAGCUUCGUGCUUCUGGCACAGCAUAUCAGCUGUGCGGCAAUCGAAAAGGAUGAUGAAUAUGACUAUGAAUAUGAUUCCAAAGAAGCAGAGGAUGAUACCGACGAUGUAGACGCAACAGGUGACGAAACCGACGAGGAUGAUAGUGCUAGCACUGAGGAUAACAGCAGCAGCAAUGCCAACGCAACCGAUACCACCACCCAAAGCACCAAUGAUGGAACCACAAACGGCAGCCAGACGACGGUAGAUACCGCGGAUGAAAGCAACGAAAGUGAUAAUGCCAGCGCUGAGGAUAACAACAACAGUGAUUCCAACGCAACCGAUACCACCAGCAACGUCAGCAAUGAUGAAGCCGAAACUGAAUAUGAUACCGAAGAGGGAGGUAGUGCUACCGGGGAUGAAGAAUAUUCUGAUUAUGAAGACAAUGAAGGUGAUGUUGCCAGCCCUGAGGAGGAAGAAGCAACCACUUUACGUACAUCAAGUCCAUCUGCCAAGCCGAACGCAGCAGGAAAGCGUAAACAACAGGCUAAACAGAACAAGCCCAGCCAGCAGGCCAAGCGCAAGCAGCAGAAUAAGCCUAAGCAGCAGUCUAAGCCUAAGCAGCAGGUCAAGCGUCCGGCUCAAAACAAGGCCAAGCCUCGUGCGCAGAAGCAAGCCCAGACCCAGAAGAAGGUGCAGGUUCAACGGAAGAAGCCCGUUCAGCGUCGCGGCUGA